Molecule: messenger RNA, 869 nt
Organism: Jaculus jaculus (lesser Egyptian jerboa)
Lineage: Eukaryota; Metazoa; Chordata; Mammalia; Rodentia; Dipodidae
Gene: Pomc
Product: proopiomelanocortin
Exons: 2
Coding region: 1-732 (243 amino acids)
Cellular component (GO): extracellular region
Molecular function (GO): hormone activity
Source: RefSeq, a predicted model, not a curated record
AUGCCGAAAUCGUGUUACAGCCGCUCAGGGGCCCUGCUUCUGGCUCUGCUGCUUCAGGCCUCCAUGGAAGUGAAGGGCUGGUGCCUGGAGAGCAGCCAGUGCCAGGACAUCACCACGGAAAGCAACCUGCGGGCGUGUAUCCGGGCCUGCAAACACGACCUCUCGGCCGAGACGCCCGUGUUCCCCGGCAACGGCGACGAGCAGCCGCUGACUGAGAACCCCCGGAAGUACGUCAUGGGCCACUUCCGUUGGGACCGCUUCGGCCGCCGGAACAGCAGCGGCGGCGCGAGCGAGAAGCGCGAGGCCGAGGGAGGCGGCGCCCCGCUGCCGGCCGGCGGCGCCGGGCUCCCGGGCGAUGGCGCGGAGCGGGCUCUGCGCGAGGGCAAGCGCUCCUACUCCAUGGAGCACUUCCGCUGGGGCAAGCCGGUGGGCAAGAAGCGGCGCCCGGUCAAGGUGUACCCCAACGGCGCCGAGGAGGAGUCGGCCGAGGCCUUCCCGGUCGAGUUCAAGCGGGAGCUGGCUGGAGAGCGGCCUGCAGCGGCGCCCGGGCCCGACCUGGAGCCCGACGCCGCCGAGGACGGCGGGCCCUACCGGGAGGAGCGCUUCCGCUGGGGCGGCCCGCCCAAGGACAAGCGCUACGGCGGCUUCAUGAGCUCGGAGAAGAGCCAGACGCCGCUGGUGACGCUGUUCAAGAACGCCAUCAUCAAGAAUGCCCACAAGAAGGGCCAGUGAGCGCCGCGGCUUCUGGGGAAGUGCGCCCGAGAGCCCCUGCCCUCGCCUGCUCUCCUGCCUCCCCGCCUGGGCUGGGGGGCGGCCGACCUCCAGCCUCUUAAAACCGCCUAGUUAGGAAAUAAACCUUUCAGAUUUCA